This is a messenger RNA of Dioscorea cayenensis subsp. rotundata (Guinea yam), 4732 nucleotides long. RefSeq names its product CLIP-associated protein-like. Gene Ontology annotation, cellular component: cytoplasmic microtubule. The transcript is spliced from 21 exons. Gene Ontology annotation, biological process: microtubule cytoskeleton organization. Gene Ontology annotation, molecular function: microtubule binding. The coding region runs from base 117 to 4451 and encodes 1444 amino acids. The record is from RefSeq and is a predicted model, not a curated record. NCBI's taxonomy places the organism in Eukaryota, Viridiplantae, Streptophyta, Magnoliopsida, Dioscoreales, Dioscoreaceae.
CUCUCUCUCUCUCUGUCUUUCUCUCACCCACCGAUCUCUCCGUUUCUCUCCCAAUUCCCUCAGAUCCGAUCCCGAUCUGAAACCCUAACCCUAGAAAUCCCAACCAUCUCCCCCCAAUGGAGGAGGUGCUGGAGAUGGCGCGGGCCAAGGACACCAAGGAACGCAUGGCUGGUGUCGAGCGGCUUCACCACUACCUCGAAACCUCCCGGAAAACCCUCUCGGCCUCCGAUGUCACCGCCCUUGUCGAUUGUUGCAUGGAUCUCCUCAAGGAUAACAACUUUCGGGUCUCUCAGGGCGGUCUUCAGGCGUUGUCGUCUGCUGCUGUGCUUGCUGGUGAACACCUUAAGCUUCAUCUCAACGCGCUUGUGCCUGCUGUCGUUGAGAGGCUUGGGGAUGGGAAGCAGCCUGUUAGGGAUGCUGCUCGCCAGCUUCUCAUCACUCUCAUGGAGGUCUCCUCCCCAACCAUUAUUGUUGAAAGGGCUGGGAGUUAUGCUUGGACUCACAAGAGCUGGAGAGUUCGGGAAGAGUUUGCUCGUACUGUUGCGACUGCUGUUGGCCUGUUUGCUUCGACAGAGCCCACACUGCAGAGGGUUUUACUACCUCCUGUUUUGCAGUUGUUAAAUGACUCAAACAAUAGUGUAAGAGAAGCUGCAACUACAUGCCUUGAGGAGUUGUACACACAUGUUGGAUCUCAAUUGCGGGAAGAACUCCAGCGCCAUCAUCUUCCUUCAUCAAUGAUGAAAGAGAUAGAUGCCAGGCUAGAGAAAAUAGAACCAAAGGCUCGCCAAUCAGAUGGACUUGGAAGCCGUUUUGCAUCUGCUGAAGCAAAAUCAUUCAAUUUUAGUCAGAAAAGAAGCAGCCCCAAAGCGAAGAGCACACCAAGGGAAACCUUGUUCUCUGGAGGAGAGAGUGAUGUUACUGAAAAGCCGGUGGAUCCUAUCAAAGUCUUUUCAGAGAAGGAAUUGAUCAGGGAAUUUGAGAGAAUUGCAUCUACUUUAGUACCAGAGAAAGACUGGUCUCUCCGAAUAGCUGCAAUGCAAAGAGUUGAAGGCCUGGUGUUUGGAGGUGCAGCUGAUUAUCCGUCAUUUCCUAUGCUAUUGAAGCAACUUGUUCCCCCAUUGAGCACUCAGCUAUCUGAUCGACGUUCUAGCGUUGUGAAACAGGCUUGCCAUUUGUUGAACUUAUUAUCAAAGGAACUUUUGGGUGAUUUUGAGGCUUGUGCUGAGAUGUUUAUUCCGGUUCUGUUUAAACUUGUUGUGAUAACUGUUCUUGUGAUUGCGGAGUCUGCGGACAACUGCAUAAAAACAAUGCUCCGAAACUGCAAGGUCGCACGAGUUCUUCCUCGGAUAGCUGAUUCUGCUAAAAAUGAUAGGAGUGCAAUUCUUCGUGCCAGAUGUUGUGAAUAUGCACUGCUGAUACUGGAGUAUUGGGCUGAUGCUCCAGAAAUUCAGCGAUCGGCUGAUCUUUAUGAAGAUCUUAUUAAGUGUUGUGUUGCAGAUGCAAUGAGUGAGGUGCGUUCAACUGCACGGGCAUGCUACCGGUUGUUCACAAAAACUUGGCCUGAGCGUUCUCGUCGUCUUUUCUUAUCCUUUGAUCCUGUCAUUCAAAGGGUGAUAAAUGAUGAAGAUGGAGGUGUGCACAAAAGAUAUGCUUCUCCUUCACUUCGUGAUAGAGGGGUGCAGCUAUCCCGUGCUCAAUCACAUGGAGCUACUCCGAGUCUUCCUGGGUAUGGAACAUCUGCUAUUGUUGCAAUGGACAAGAGUACAAGUACGUUCUCAGGGUCAUCUAUUUCUGCUAGCAAUCUGCUUUUAUCACAAAACAAACCACUUGGUAAAGGUUCUGAAAGAAGCCUUGAGAGUGUGCUCAAUGCAAGCAAGCAGAAGGUUUCAGCAAUCGAAAGUUUGUUGAGAGGUGUAAACCUCUCUGACAAGCAAAAUUCUACAGUUGUACGUUCAAGCAGUCUGGAUCUAGGGGUUGAUCCGCCAUCUUCUCGAGAUCCACCUUUCCCAUCUGCUGUGCCUGCUACAAAUCAUCUGCUAUUACAAAGCGCUGAUACAAAUUUAGCUAAUAACGCAAGAGGGAGUCUAAGAAAUGGUGGUUUUUCGACUGAUCUUGUCUCAUCUCAGAUUCAAGCCUCAAGAGAGCCGAACAAGUUAUCUUAUCUCAGUCAUUCAGCUGAUUCCUUGUCAGCUCUGUCAUUACCAUACCCUGGUAGAAGGUCUUCUGAACGGCUGCAAGAAGGAGGUGCUUUUGAAGAUCAUAAUGAUGUCAGAUAUGCGAGAAGGUUUACCAAUUUUCAAGCUGAAAAGCAAUAUUUGGAUACGCCAUAUAGAGAUGCUGGCUACCGGGAUUUGCAUAAUAGUUAUAUUCCUAACUUUCAAAGGCCACUAAGAAAGCAAGUUACAAGCCGUCCUUCUGGAAGUAGUAGAACUAGCUUUGAUGAUAGCCAACUUGCACUGAAUGAUAUGGCUAGUUAUAUGGAUGGCCCAGCAUCUCUCAAUGAUGCACUUACUGAGGGCUUGAGUCCAAGUUCAGAUUGGAUAGCUAGGGUGUCUGCAUUUAAUUAUAUCCGUACCUUGAUACAGCAAGGUCCGAAAGGUAUUCAAGAAAUCACCCAGAGUUUUGAGAAGGUCAUGAAAUUGUUUUUUCAACAUUUGGAUGAUCCUCAUCACAAGGUUGCACAGGCAGCUCUUUCAACACUUGCAGAGAUUAUCCCAUCUUGCAGAAAACCUUUUGAGAGUUAUCUUGAAAGGAUCCUUCCACAUGUCUUUUCCAGAUUAAUUGACCCUAAAGAACUAGUUAGGCAACCAUGCUCAACGACACUGGAUAUUGUCGGUAAGACUUAUGGUAUUGAAUCCCUGCUACCUGCUCUUCUCCGUUCGCUGGAUGAACAAAGGUCUCCAAAAGCAAAACUAGCUGUCAUCGAGUUUGCAAACAACUCUUUCAACAAGCAUGCAAUGAAUUCCGAAAGUUACAUCAAUACUGGUUUUCUUAAGCUGUGGCUUGCAAAGUUAGCACCAUUGGUAAACGACAAAAAUACCAAAUUGAAAGAGGCAGCUAUCACUGGUAUCAUAUCAGUUUAUUCACAUUUUGAUUCGGCAUCAGUGUUGAACUUUAUUCUCAGCCUCUCAGUUGAAGAGCAGAAUUCCUUGAGACGUGCGCUUAAACAGUAUACCCCACGGAUAGAGGUUGAUUUAGUCAAUUUCCUUCAAAACAAAAAAGAGAAACAGCGUUCCAAAUCUUUCUAUGACCAAUCAGAUGUUGUGGGAACCUCUUCAGAUGAUGGAUAUGCUGGAAUGCCCAAAAAAGGCCACUCUUUUGGAAGAUAUUCUGCCGGUUCGGUUGAUAGCGAAGGUGGGAGGAAGUGGAAUUCAAUGCAAGAAUCCACACAAAUUACUGGUUCUAUUGUUCAGGCAGCUUCAGAUGACGCUGCACAACUUUUUCAUCAAAACUUGGAGCCCAGCUCUGACUCUGAAGUUAUUGGUCCCAAAAUCAAAGAUCUAAAAUUCAACACAGGCAUCACUGUGGAGAACACUGGAUUGUGGAUUAACCAUCCAGAAAAGGCUGAUCAAAGCUUGGGAGUUGAGAGCCCUUCAACAACUCCUCGUCUGGAUAUUGGUAUACUGUUAAACAGUGAUGCGCAGAAAGCUCUUGGAACCGUCGAUGGCAAUGCUAUUCAAAGCACAGAGCUCAACCAAGAGAAUCUCCUUUCAACAAAGAUGCACACCUUUGCAGAUAAUGGACCUAGCAUUCCUCAAUUGCUUCAUCAAAUUUGUAAUGGGAAUGACGAGAAUUCAAGUUCUAUGAAACACGAAGCACUGCAGCAAUUGGUUAAGGCUUCUUUGGGCAAUGAUCAUUCUGUCUGGACCAAGUACUUCAACCAGAUCUUAACCACCGUGCUUGAAGUUUUGGAUGAUCCUAAUUCAUCCACAAGGGAGCUUUCUCUUUCUUUGAUAGGUGAAAUGCUGAAUAAUCAGAAAUUGGCUAUGGAAGAUUCUGUUGAGAUAGUUGUGGAAAAAUUGCUUCAUGCAACUAAGGAUCCGGUGGCUAAGGUUUCCAAUGAAGCACACAGCUGCUUAACAAAAAUAUUAGCUCAGUAUGAUCCAUUUAGAUGUCUUACGGUUGUUGUCCCUUUAUUGGUCAGUGAUGAUGAGAAAACCCUUGUUAUAUGCAUCAAUUGUUUAACCAAGCUUGUGGGACGGCUUUCACAAGAGGAAUUGAUGACUCAAUUGCCUUCUUUCCUUCCUGGACUUUUUGAUGCAUUUCGUAACCAGAGUCCAGAUGUCCGCAAGACUGUUGUGUUCUGUUUAGUCGAUAUCUAUAUCAUGCUCGGCAAGGCAUUCUUACCAUACUUGGAAGGUCUCAAUAGCACACAACUCCGGUUGGUAACCAUCUAUGCGAACCGGAUUUCUCAGGCAAGAUCCGGAGCUCCUAUUGAUACUAACCCUUAACGUAUCUGUAUUUUUUUUAAUCCGAGUGCAAUCUGGUUUGUGUGUGUUGAUUAGUGUAUUUUGUAUAGUGCAUUAGAUGCCCCAUCUAAAUGGGAUGAUGAGUGUUUGAGUUGUCUCAGAGUGAAGUUUGAGUAUUCUUUUUUGAGGGUCCUGAGGUUUGAGAUUUGUUCAUGUACCGGAGAGGAGGGGGUUUCUAUGAGUUUGUCAAUAAUUAUUUCUAUUUGUAAAACAAUUACUUGUUCAAAUGAUUGCAGUUUUUAGACUUUGUAAUGUUGUUUCAA